Messenger RNA from Cannabis sativa, 366 nucleotides. RefSeq lists its product as uncharacterized. Gene Ontology annotation, molecular function: zinc ion binding. NCBI's taxonomy places the organism in Eukaryota, Viridiplantae, Streptophyta, Magnoliopsida, Rosales, Cannabaceae. Bases 1 to 366 code for a protein of 121 amino acids. The transcript has 2 exons. The record is from RefSeq and is a predicted model, not a curated record.
AUGAUGACUUCAAACAUAGCAGAAUCAAUAAAUUCGGCGAUCCUAGCUGCAAGGUCAUUACCAAUUACAACAAUGAUUGAGUGCUUUAGAAGCCCUGUCCAAAAAUGGGUGUGCAAAAAUGGCAAUGAAGCACAUGGAAUAUUUACCGAAGUAGCAUCAGAUGCUGAAAAACUACUGAGAGACAAUUUGCUUAAGGCAAUGAAAUACCAGGUCAUCGCAAUCACAACAAUCCAAUACCAAGUGAAGGUGCAAGAAAAAGGGGAUUUCACAAUCAACAUACUAGAAAGAACAUGCAGCUGCAGAAGGUUCCAACUAGAUGAGAUACCAUGCUCACAUGCAAUAGCUGUAUUUGCAAAAGAGGAUUAA